Necator americanus (New World hookworm) is the source of this 948-nucleotide messenger RNA. RefSeq lists its product as uncharacterized. Gene Ontology annotation, biological process: base-excision repair. NCBI's taxonomy places the organism in Eukaryota, Metazoa, Nematoda, Chromadorea, Rhabditida, Ancylostomatidae. The coding region runs from base 1 to 948 and encodes 315 amino acids. The record is from RefSeq and is a predicted model, not a curated record. Gene Ontology annotation, molecular function: double-stranded DNA 3'-5' DNA exonuclease activity; endonuclease activity; DNA binding. The transcript is spliced from 8 exons. Gene Ontology annotation, cellular component: nucleus.
AUGUUGCGCCCAUCCUUUGGUACUGGUGUUUUUCUCAUCAAACAGUCCACAAUGCCGAAAAGGAAAGUGAAUGUGAAGGCUGAUUUCUUCGAAUCAAAGAAAAAGAAAGCUUCUCAAGAAGUAGUCGAUAGUGAGUCUUCGAAGGAAGAUGGAGUUCGUGGUGACGAGAAUGAGCGUUCGUGGAAGAUCUUGUCAUGGAAUGUUGCAGGACUAAGAGCUCUAGGCAAGAAAGGAGCUCACAAAUCGAUUGUUUCUGAAUCUGCCGAUCUGGUAUUUCUAGGAGAGAUCAAGUGCACUGAGUGGCCGGUAGAUCUUGAAACUGAUUUUAAGGCCUAUCACAAGACACUUGCUGUAUCGCAAGAGAAGAAAGGUGGCUACGCUGGAGUGGGUUUGCUCAGCAAAAUCAAACCGCUGAAGGUAUGGAAAGGAAUAGGUAACUCUGCAUUCGAUACCGAAGGUAGACUGAUAAUCGCUGAAUUCACACGCUUCUUUUUCAUUGGGGCAUAUGUUCCCAAUAGUGGACGUGGUCUCGUAAACCUUGAGAAGCGUGGCAAGUGGGAAGAGCUUUUUCUCGAGAAGAUCAAGGACCUCGAUGAACAGAAGCCUAUAAUCUAUGCCGGUGAUCUAAACGUCGCUCACAAUGAAAUUGAUCUUGCAAAUCCGGACUCGAAUAGAAACAAAACUGCUGGCUUCACUGAUCAAGAACGAGGCUGGUUCUCCAGGCUUCUGGAAGCGGGAUUCAAAGAUACAUAUCGUGAAUUACACGGAGAUAAGCAAGAGUACACUUUCUGGUCCUACAUGGGGAAUGCUCGUUCUAAGAACAUUGGUUGGCGACUCGAUUACUACGUGGUUAGCAACAGAGUCUUCGAGAAGGUAAAAUCUAGUGAAAUCCUCACUAAGGUUAUGGGCAGCGAUCACGCUCCAGUUGUUCUUGAAAUCGAUAUCUAA